AUGGACUACAUGAACGAGUGCUUGGAGGAGCUGGUUCCAGUCGUAAGUCGUGAAACCUCUUUCAACGCUUCGUUCGCGCAUACAGACUCUGCGUCAUUAUCGGUCAAACAUCUUCCUCCCAUCAAAUUGCCGCCGUUCACCGGUAAGAUUGAGGAGUGGGAGACUUUUCGCGAUCGGUUUCAAUCGCUUAUUAUAGACAAUCGCGAAUUAUCGAACUUCAGUCGCAUGCAUUUUUUAGUGUCAAGUUUAACAGGCUCAGCUCGCGAUGCGAUAUCAGGUAUUAAAGUCACCGCGGAUAACUUCUCGGUUGCGUGGAAAGCAUUAACAGCGCGUUUUGAAAAUAAGCGCCGAUUAAUUGAGACUCACAUUUCGAAUUUGUAUAAUCUUCCGAAAAUGACUCGUGAGUCAGCUGUCGAGCUUCACGCCUUACGCGAUAAAGCCGAACAAGCGAUCUCAACAUUGCAACGUCUUAAUCGUUCGCCGGACGAUAUAGUCAGCGACAUGUUAGUUUAUUUUCUCUCUCAGAAGUUCGAUCCCGCCACGCGCCGUGCGUGGAAGUUAAAAACGAGCGAUAUCGAAAAUCCGCCAACAUACAAAGAAGUAUUAAAAUUUAUUUCGUCGCGUGCUCUCGCGUUAGAGGAACUUCACCCUCGCGAUAACGACAAGACCAAGUCACAUGCGAAAGUGACUAGCGCAACAGCGACUGCGUCAUCUAAUAUAGUGUGUUCAAUGUGCAAGCAAUCGCACAUUCUCUCAAAAUGUCCGCAAUUUGUAGCAAAGAGUCCGAUUCAGCGACGCGAAUUGCUUAAGAAAUUUCGACGAUGUUUUAAUUGUUUGAGUGAUAAACACAUGUCGAUCAAUUGUCAAAGUAAUUUCACAUGUCGAACAUGUAAUAAACGACAUCAUUCUAUGAUUCAUCUCGAUUCGGACUCAUUGCAACAAGUUACAAAUGCGAACAAUACGUCAAACGCGAAUGACGUCAUCGACAACGUGCCUAACGUUACGGCACUCUCAUCAGUUACAAUGACAACUGCGCCGACUCCUGUUGUCUUAUCUACUGCAAAGGUGAAUUUGCAGGCGCCUUCUGGACGCUCAUUGGUUGUCAGAGCCUUGAUUGACGGUGGAUCAGAGCUCACGUUUGUGACGGAGCGCGUUGCUCAAAUAUUACGUCUCAAGCGUAUACGAACGCUUACUUCAACGUCGGGAAUAAGCUGCGCUGACACCGGUACAUGCCGAUCUGCGGCUCUGAUUCACAUCACUCCUCGCAAAAAAUCGAAACCAAGGUUCACAACGGUUGCCUAUAUUAUGAAGGCAUUAACGAGGUAUGCUCCCAGAAACGCUUCGCAAUCGCAAGAUUGGAAACAUAUUUCCAAUCUGGAUUUGGCUGACGAUGAUCCUACCGGAUCAACACCGAUUGAUCUCAUAAUAGGAUCCGAUUUAUAUAAUCACGUACUCGUUCACGUACGUAACGGACCGCUCGGUCAACCAGGUGCAAUUGAAUCGCAUUUCGGAUGGAUCCUAUCCGGAACAACCUCUAUCCCGAAUCACGUGACACAACCCUCUCAUGUGGUAACUUCAACUCUCGUAAUUCCGCCUGUUGAGGAUGCGAGUCGCGUCGUGCAAUCAGCUCAGUUAAAUCAACGUUACAGUGUUGUCGCUCAUUGUUGUUCUCUCGAAAAUCAAUUGUCUAAAUUCUGGGAGGCAGAAGAAACACCUCAAUCAAUUGAAAUGUCUCCAGAUGACGAACAAUGCGAAGAACAUUUCAAACAAACGCAUUCGAGAACAUCGGAUGGGAGAUAUAUCGUGCGUCUGCCGUUUCGAAACGGCCCACCCAUCGAAAUCGGUGAAUCUCGCGAAAUAGCCGCGCGUCGGCUUUCGUCGUUACUUCGGAGAAUUAAUAAUCAACCUGCGAUUAAGCAGGAGUAUUCUGAGUUCAUGAGCGAAUACGCACAGUUGAAUCAUAUGAAAGUAAUCGCACCGGUGGAUUCAGUAAAUUCACAAGUCGUGUACAUCCCUCAUCAUCCGGUCAUUCGAGAGACUAGUUCGACAACUCGGUUGAGAGUCGUAUUUGACGCCUCAUGCACAACCUCUAACGGUACCUCGCUCAAUUCUCACAUGUUUACUGGGCCUAAACUACAGUUAGAUCUGCAAUCGGUUUUAUUACGUUGGCGACAGCACAAAUACGUUUACUCCGCAGACAUAGCGAAAAUGUAUAGACAAAUAUUGGUCGACUCGCGAGAUAGAGAUUAUCAACGCAUCCUAUGGAUAGAUGAAAAUUCGAAUAUUCAAGAACAUCAACUCCUUACGGUAACAUACGGUACGGCUUCCGCACCGUUUUUAGCUCUUCGAGUCAUUAAUCAGUUAAACGAUGAGGAAGGAAGCUCGUUUCCACUAGCAUCUGCGGUUUUAAGCGAGAACGUCUAUGUGGACGACGUGCUGUUUGGGGCCGAAGAUAUGCCUCUCCUUAAACAGACUCGAGAUCAAGUUUGCAAAUUGUUGAAACGCGGUGGAUUCGAUCUUCGCAAAUGGGCGAGUAACAAACCGGAGUUGCUCUCAGAUAUUUCAUCGGAUCAUCACGGGCUCGCACAGCUUAAAUUAUUCGAGACUGACAACAAUCUGAAGGUUCUCGGUAUUUUUUGGAAUCCGACGCACGAUUGUUUCCAGUUUCAAAUUGAAUUACCACAGACUCUCCCUUCUACAAAACGAACGAUUCUCUCUACCAUAGCCAGAAUAUUCGAUCCACUUGGAUGGGUCACACCCGUGGUUCUCAAAGCGAAAGUUUUUAUGCAGAAAUUAUGGCGACACAAAGUAGGCUGGGACGACAAUCUCUCAGAAGAUCUCCUUUUACAAUGGAGCGUGAUUUAUAAAUCACUUCCUUACAUCAAAAGCAUAAAACUUAGUCGCUGGAUUGGAUGCGAUUCAGAUACCAAGAGCAUCGAGUUACACGGUUUCGCGGAUGCUUCCCAAGUAGCUUACGCCGCAGUAGUUUUUUUGAGAGUCACAACAUUAUCCGGUCAUACAACUGUUUCGCUCCUCGCUGGGCGAUCCAAAGUCGCGCCUAUCAAACCGCUGACAAUCCCUCGAUUAGAAUUGUCAGCUGCGGUCUUAUUAGCGCGCCUAAUUGAAUUUAUCAGAAAAUCUCUUCAUUUCACGAAAAUGCCAGUCCAUUGUUGGACAGAUUCGAGUAUUGUGCUGUUAAACAAGCACCCAUCUCAUUGGAAAACUUUCGUCUCGCAUCGCGUAACAGAGAUUCAAACACGAGUAUCUGAUGGCAUUUGGCAUCAUGUCAGUACACAUGAAAAUCCCGCUGACUGUGCAUCUCGCGGUUUACUCGGCACAGAAUUGAGCGCCUUCGACAUUUGGUGGCGCGGACCUUCCUGGUUGAGUCUUAAGCAGGAUGAUUGGCCCACAUUCACAAUAACGCCGAUAGACGAAACACAGUUAGAAGAAAAAUCGUGUCAAGGGCAUCAAGUUAACGCUAAUGAACCGUGGAAUCUCACUACUCGAUAUUCAUGGUGGCCGAAAUUAAUACGUAUUACCGCCUACAUUUACCGUUUCAUAAGGAAGUGUAGAAAGAAACACACAAUAGGAUCGAACAACAAGUCUCAAUAUCACGCUCUUACUACAGUUGAAUUCAACGAAGCACGAAACUUCUGGCUGAACUUCAUUCAGUUAGAACUAUUCGAAAACGAGCUCCAUAAUUUAAAGUCAAACAAACCGUUGCCUACUCACAGUCCAAUUCUCUCAUUAAAUCCGUUCCUGGAUUCUGACGGUCUAAUUCGCGUUGGGGGGCGAUUAGAACACUCGUCAUUAUCUUUCCAGUCCAAGCAUCCAAUCUUAUUAGCCAACCAUACGAUCACUACUAUGAUCAUCCGUUAUACGCAUGUUGUAUCUCUCCAUGCCAGUCUUCAAUCCACUCUUUCAAAACUUAGACAAGAGUUUUGGAUUUUGAGAGCAAGAAGUCUAGUAAGGUCGGUUAUUUAUAAAUGUGUUCCGUGUACAAGAGAAAAGGCUCAAGUAGCUAGUCAACUGAUGGGCCAGCUACCUACAAGUCGUGUUUCGGCGCCCUCUCGAGCGUUUCUACAUAGCGGUGUCGACUACGCCGGACCAGUCUUCACACGUGCUUCAGCCGGCCGAGGAAUUACCUCGCGAAAGGCCUACAUAGCACUCUUUAUUUGUUUAGCCACACGCGCUAUUCAUCUCGAACUGGUUAGUGAUUACUCGACUGCUGCCUUUCUUAACGCUUUUCAAAGAUUUUGUGCGCGACGUGGAUUACCAGAGGUCAUGUACUCGGACAAUGGCACUACGUUCGCAGGAGCAGACAAGGAGUUGUCGCAAGCGUAUCGAGACGCUCAAAGCGAUGUUAACUUUCUCAACUUCAUCGUGUCAGAUAACAUCACAUGGAGUUUUAUCCCUCCCCAUGCUCCACACUUCGGUGGAUUGUGGGAGGCAGGGGUCAAAAGCGUUAAAUACCACCUUCGUAGGAUAUUAGGAAAUCACACCCUCACUUUCGAGGAACUUACUACCGUGCUUUGUAAAGUUGAAGCAUGCUUAAAUUCAAGGCCCCUGUGUCCAUUGACUGAUUCGAUUGACGAUUUUGAAGUUCUCACUCCGGGUCACUUUUUGAUUGGAUCGGCAAUCACAAUCAAUCCAGAACCUUCUGUUCUGCAAAUCAAUGAAAACAGACUGUCACGGUGGCAGUUGUUGCGACAGAUCACGGAGCGUUUUUGGAAGCAUUGGCACGCCGACUAUAUUAACACGCUUCAACAGCGAACUAAGUGGCGAAAGGCAAAGUCACUUAUCCAUAUCGGUUCCAUGGUUCUGAUUCAAAAUCCUCUUCUUCCUCCUUGCAAAUGGGAACUCGGACGCGUAAUCCACUGUCAACCAGGCUCUGACGGAUUAAUUCGAGUAGUUUCCGUCAAAACAGCGAACUCGGAAUAUAAGCGUCCCAUAACUAAGUUAUGUGUGCUUCCAAUCGACGUUGAUUCUGACGAUUCCAUCGAGGAUCAGCCUCGAGUGUCAAGCAAUUAG
Nylanderia fulva is the source of this 5031-nucleotide messenger RNA. The record is from RefSeq and is a predicted model, not a curated record. NCBI's taxonomy places the organism in Eukaryota, Metazoa, Arthropoda, Insecta, Hymenoptera, Formicidae.